Molecule: messenger RNA, 1590 nt
Organism: Hydatigera taeniaeformis
Lineage: Eukaryota; Metazoa; Platyhelminthes; Cestoda; Cyclophyllidea; Taeniidae
Source: the annotation of a GenBank genome assembly
AUGAUCGUUGAACCGAUAACGUUGGUGGUGGCAAAGUGCUGGGAUGCAAAUCCACGAGGUGGCUACUUCACCAUCCCGCGGCAAGAACCAGUACGCCCUAUCGAUCCACGCGCCUGGGUGCUGCAUACCAAUGCUAUGACCGCUGGAGCAACGGGAACCAUUGGAGGCGGAGGUGGUGGAGGCGGUCCAGGGGACCCUACACGCGGCCCUAACGGGAACGCAGGUUCAGGUUCAUCGACGUCCUCGGGUGAAGAUUCCGUUUCUACCAUCGGCAAUCGGCGCGCAGCCGCCACUGCUGCUGGCUCCGCUUCACAGGGCUUCAAUAUAGCAGCUAUGCUGGCACAACAACAGCAGCGAUUCAAGCAUCAACAACAACCUCAGCAACAACAGACCCUUAUUCCUGGCUUUCGAUCGCCACCACAGGCCACCUCUUGUAUGCUCCCCGGGUUCACUAAUCAGAGUGCACAGAGUGUGGUGACUCUGUCCAGUUCCCUACCCGAGACCGACAGAUUUGGUCUUCCUCCGGAUCCCUUGACCGUGGCAACUGACGUCAAGACAGUCAUCCAAGCCAUGAUGCACCCCGACUCUGGUCUCGAUAUUAGGGACCGUGUAUGGCUGAAAAUUACCCUUCCCAACGCCUUUAUUGGCUCUGAUCUCGUUGAUUGGUUGUUCCGCAAUGUUGAAGGUCUUUCAGACCGACGUGACUGCCGGAAAUAUGCCGCAAAUCUCCUUAAGUUUGGCCUCAUCCGCCACACAGUUAACAAAUCAACCUUCUCUGAGCAAUGCUAUUACGUCUUCGGUGAUAUCACUGGAAGCUUUUCAGCCCUCAGCUUAGAGGAGGUGGAUAGUGUGAGCGAGAUCGGGGCCCUAGCCGCUGCGCAGCAAAAUUGGAGUCACAGUACUGCUAGUACUAGUCUUGCUGCUGGUGGUGGUAAUGGUGCACCAGUCUCCAUACCAACUCACCCGCAGCCAUCACAAGCUGGCCAACAGCAGCAGCAACAGCAGGUCGCUCCAGUUAGCACAGCUGCUCCCUUCGGCGUCGGUCUUCCCUCCUCCGUCUUCCACUCGGUGGGUGGAAAAUCCGCACCCCAGCAUCCUGGGCAGAAUGGAUUCAGACUCUCUAAUAAUGGCAUCAUUGAUGUACCCUUGCGGCGAAUGAUGUCCUCGGGAAGCAGUAGCAGCAGCAGCUCAUGUGAAAGCGCUACAGAGAACACGCUUUCCACAACGGACAAAAUUGAUCUCAACGGUGGCGGCGGCACCAGCUUGAGCCCCUUCCUUCCCACCGCCACUUCCAGUUUCAGGGGCCCGCAAAACCUCGACCCCACCGGCGGUGUGCAACAACAGCAACCCACAUCACCCACUCAUAAGACAGGCGGUGGCGACAAUAGGAGUAGUUCAAGCGGUUCGAGCUCAGAAGACGGGGGUGAGCAAGCGGUAGCCUCGGGGCUAAUGCCCUCACAUGGACAGAAGCAUCAGGCGCCUCCGCCGCCGCCUCCCUCUUCGUUGCUGCAGGCAACACCUGGUCUCGUGCAGCCGCCUCCACCACCUAGAGCAUCUCCCGCCACCUCCACUCUCUAUCUCAACUCCUAG